This is a messenger RNA of Nematostella vectensis (starlet sea anemone), 2497 nucleotides long. RefSeq names its product secreted frizzled-related protein 2. Gene Ontology annotation, biological process: negative regulation of canonical Wnt signaling pathway; canonical Wnt signaling pathway; non-canonical Wnt signaling pathway. Bases 567 to 1436 code for a protein of 289 amino acids. Lineage: Eukaryota; Metazoa; Cnidaria; Anthozoa; Actiniaria; Edwardsiidae. The record is from RefSeq and is a predicted model, not a curated record. Gene Ontology annotation, molecular function: Wnt-protein binding. The transcript is spliced from 3 exons.
AGCAAAGACGGCUUUGGUGGCUGAACUUACAACAACAACAGUUUUUCUAGUUUCACACGUGCUAUAUUCGCAUCCAGACCACUCAGAUGCGAUAUUAUGCAAUUUCACAGAUGAUUAAAAAUGGCAUUCAGCAUUUGCACGUCCGCAAGGGGCGGCUUGUUUGCGUCUAGUCCCCUAAGCCAUCGAUCUCAGGUCAAUCUCAAAACGGGACCGAGGAAGCAGAGAUGCGCACAGAAUGACGCCAAAAUGCCGCAGGGUCUAAGUGCUGUCGAGGGUGUGUUGUGAUAGCUUGUAUUCUGAUUGACAGAAACCUUACAAAGGCAUAAUUGAGUAUUGUUUAUCCCUGAGACAUUACGCUACGUUAGCAUUGGACACGCGCAAAUGUUUAGCAUUUCAUUGUCCCAAGACGAAUGCAUUGACAUUGUCUCGCUGUGAGAGGCUGCAAAUCAUAAGGAUUAUAUCGAGUCGACCCGCCCAACUUUGUCAACUGAUUAAAGACCUUCAGCGGUAUCGUGUGACAAUUUACGUCUUAGCCACAUUUGGGAACCUUCCAUCGCGACGCCAACAUGGCCCCGCUGCUAAAGGCCUUGUGUUUUCUGACUCUCUUCCAUCUUUGUGAAAGUUAUUCGAGCUACAGAGCGGUGAAAUGCUUCGAAAUAUCAAGAGAGAAAGAUUUAAUGUGCGCCAACCUUACUCGAGGAUACAACAAGAUAAUGCUGCCGAACGCACUUGGUCAUGAUAAUCUUGCUGAAGUUCGCACACAACUUGUCCCAUGGGCUCCGCUCGUAGGCUCUGGCUGCAGUCCACAUUUAAAAGUGUUUCUUUGCUCUGUGUUCAUGCCAGUCUGCGUGCAACAAAUUUCGUACCCAGUGCCACCUUGCCACUCUCUGUGUACGUCUGUGAGAGACUCUUGUGAACCCGUGAUGAAGAUCCACAACUAUUCGUGGCCGGCGAUGUUCGACUGCAGUAAAUACCUCAAGGACGACAUGAUGUGUGUUCCACUCCCCGAGACCCCAAACCCGACAAGUAAGACCUCAAGCCCGCCAACCCCUAGCACGCCUUCAGUUUGCGGCGGUGAUGACGACAAGGUCAACGAAGACGAGGCUCGCAUCAAGUACUGCAACGGGAACUUCGCUAUCAAGGCUCGGCUCCAGGAACACCCCAAGCGCGCGCCCAAGGGCAAUAAUCUGACGGUUCUGAAGGUGAAGGUACUCAAGGUACUCAAGGGUGACGUCACGAAGUCUCGGAAGCCUCUCCGUCUACGACUGCCCUUCGAUGCCAAUAGCUGUGACAUCAUUUCCAAAGCUAACGGCAAGAUCAUGAAGAAGCCCCUGCUUAUCAUCGGCAGCAAGAAAGGCAAGAGGCUCAACAUCAGCUUUUUACUUAAGUGGCCGAAAAAGAAAGCGACCCGGAGAAUCAAGCUCACUUGCCGGUGAAUUUAACGAUUCUAUCACGAGAGUGACUUAAGAACUUUACAGAUUCCGAUAAGAGACGUUUCCGUUGCGCCGAAAAUUAAGACAAUGUACUAAAUCGUUAUAUCAUAACGGUUUAUUACAUUUUACCUGUGUCACGCAUCGUGUUAUAGCCGUCGCUAUUUUCAUAGUAAUGAAAUGGGUGUUGUAUAGAUGGCCCUCCCCAUGUAGUUAUGUCGUCAAAGGUGCCUCCGACCUAUUAAUUAACGAUUGAAUGUUUUAAAAUAAGCUUCACGUCGCAAAGUACCCUUCACGACUCGACUGAGGGGCUUUUUUUAACUAAAGGUUUUGUAUUAGCGAGGAGGAAAGCCUCUUUACUAAUACAAUAAGUAUAUUUUCGAUCAUGUUUGUAAAGGAGAUAUCUCCUUUUCAAAGCAGAGCCACCGUAGAGGUUUCUCGAGGGUAUAUAGGAGGUUAAUAAGUAUUACCAAACACAAGACACGUUUUAAAUUGUUUAUACUUUUGUAGGCCAAGGAUUAGGUUUUAAUUCUCCCGUCUACACGGGGCUUCCAAGAAAAAAGACUUUUUUAGGACAGUACUCAUAGUAUCAAGUUGGCAGAGAUUUCUUCAAAGUCUGUGCAAAAUGUAAAUAUAGGGCGACUGCGAAUUUUCUCAUUCGCUGUUAAUGUACCAUGAGAUCACUUCUUUUUCAAAGGAGGAGAGCGUUUUGACACCGCCAUUUACCCUUUAGGAACUAGGCGCAGACUUUUCCAUAUAUAAUAUUAUACUUAAAUAAAUAUUCGCUCAAAACUAUAGACUCUGCCACCAAUGUAAACAGCUGACAUUGUGGAGUAGAUAGCGCACCAAAGGAAUCAUCUUGGAGUAAAUAUCUGACAUUGUUGGGUAGAUAGCGCACCAAAGGAAUCAUCUUGGAGUAAAUCUCUUUAUAGCAUUCUUUAUAGCGCCCCUGGCAAGGCCGAUGUACAUUGCACUUAGUAAGACAACAAUGUAAAGAAUGUAAAAUGCCCGAAUAGCUAAAGAAAAAUCCCGAAAUAUCUAUGUGUGGCAUAAAUGUGUGGACUCAA